CAAAAGCGUCUGUCGCUCCCCCCUCCGGGGCCUCUGCGGCCACCCUGAAUGAUCCGGCCCAGAAACUUCCGCGCGCCUCGCUGUCAGGCCGGCCUUCCUUAGUGUCAAUCGCCGCCGCCGCCGCCGCCAUGGCGUUCACGUUCGCUGCUUUCUGUUACAUGUUGGCGCUGCUCCUCACCGCUGCGCUUAUCUUCUUCGCUAUAUGGCAUAUUAUAGCUUUUGAUGAGCUGAAGACUGACUACAAGAAUCCUAUAGACCAGUGUAAUACACUAAAUCCUCUUGUACUUCCAGAGUAUCUCAUCCAUGCAUUCUUCUGUGUCAUGUUUUUGUGUGCAACAGAAUGGCUUACACUGAGUCUUAAUAUGCCAUUAUUGGCUUACCACAUUUGGAGGUAUAUGAGUAGGCCUGUAAUGAGUGGACCAGGACUCUAUGAUCCCACAACCAUUAUGAAUGCGGAUAUUUUAGCAUAUUGUCAGAAGGAAGGGUGGUGCAAACUAGCAUUUUAUCUUCUAUCCUUUUUUUACUACCUAUAUGGCAUGAUUUAUGUUUUGGUGAGCUCCUAAAGAAUGAUGUACAGCAGACUUGAUUCCAGCAAAGUGCAUGCAGAAAAGCCAUAAAGCAAAGGAUUAUCUUUGAAGAAGAAACUGGUAUAAAGAUUUAGCUAUGGAAUCUCAUGAUCAUAGUAAUAGUAGAAGGAAAAGGCUCUUCUCUUCUACUGUUUUCUCCCGUCCAAAAGCAACUAGUCUUUAAUACUCAUGGACAGACUUUUUCAAUUGGGAUAUUUAAAGUGGCAAGAAUUACAUAAAAAUUAAUGUAACACAACUGCCUCUGGCUUUUGGACAGUUUUAUUCCUGCCUUCCAUAAGGAUCAGUUGUAUCUUCAGUAAAAAAUGUGAAAAUUACUGUCCUUAGUAUGAGGAUUUCCCCCGUUUUGUUUACUGGACUUUAUAGUGGCUUAUUUGGAUAAUGGACUUCAUUCCCCGUCAAUUGUAGUCAACAUUUCUAAAACACUGAAUGCUUUUCUGUAUGUUAUCUCUUAGGUAACCUCUGUGUGUCACGUAGAUGAAUACAUAAGUACAACUGCAGGAAGAGUUGUAGUUCUAUUUUUACUAUUAGGAUAUUCUCCAGUAAUAUGCAUGGAUCAACAUUUUCCUAUUAACAUGAAACACUGAGCUUUAAUUUCCCAGGCUAAAUGGAUGUUAGGAAAAGUAGAGCUCAUUAUUACCAUGAAACAUUGAGCUGACUAUUCCUUGCUUUAGUUUUCCAGACUAGAUGGAUAUUAAGAAAAGUAUUUUCAUUUUUUUUCAUAUUUAAAAAAAACCUGCAAUUGUCUCAAACUGCCAUACAUCUGAAACCCAUUUAAUAAAAAAUCAUUUUGAGAAUGCAAGGCAUAUAUUUUGAGUUAUACAUGCCAUAGAGUUUGGCAAAUUUAUUUCCUAUGUCACACAAUAAAAAUCUCCAAGAGAUUUAAAUAUUAACAUUUCAGACAUAAGCGGUUAGCUGUUGAGCAAGCAUGGAUAAAUUCUCCUGUGAAUUAUUUAAUACCUGCUGAUUUCUGCGAGUUUUACAUUGGUAAACUUUGCUAUGGUUCUAAAAGAAAAUGCUAUGUGUAAGCAAGAACAUGGUCUUUGGAACAAAUUAUUUAAGUUUUCAUUCUGAAAGAUUUCUAGAUCAUGUACUUUCCAAUUUAAAGCACUUUGGAAAAUGGAUAAUCAUGGGAGAAAAAAAUAUUAUUAAACUAGACUGAAUUUUAUUCACCCUGUUGAAAGCAUUUUAAUCUAUUCAUGAUGGAAUGUCCCUUUGCAGUUUGAAAAUAAGGGAGCUACAAGAUUACAAGACCUCUUGUAGGUACAAACGAGUGAGUUUUUCAUUUAGGUUCAUAAAAAUGGGUGAAAAAGUAGUAAAUAUGGAGGACUUUAAUUAGAAACAGUCCAUGAAAAUUUCUGAACAUUUUAAAAAGCUGUGAAGCUGACUUCUUUAAAAUGAGUUGAGUUUGCCAAAAUGAUAGGGAACACACGUGUCGAGAUUCUGUUGAGAGCUGUGCACAUUUCUUGUCACCAUCUUCAACAUCAGAGUAUUUAGGCUAGUGCUUGAUGUAAAAAAUUAUGUUCAUACAAUGCAGCAGUUUCUAGAUAUGCAAGUUGCUGUGGAAAACCUCUGUAAUUAUCCACAUCACUCCUUUAAAUAUGCGAGAUAUCCUUAGUGAUAUUUUCACAUGGAAAAGUAUCUGUUUUUGAUAUUUUCUCUUUUAUAGUAGCACUGAAUUUUUACAUGAACUUGAAUGCUAGCUGCACCAUUGUGUUGCCUAUUUGGGAGACUUGUAGCAUUUUAAGAAUAAAAAUAAUGGAUUGUCAUGCAUAUUAUGACCUUUGAUAUUGGAACUUAUAUUACAGAAUGCAUAAUGAGUCACAUGCUGGAUAAGGCCUCUUGCUUAUUUCAUCUCUUCACCAAAAAAAUCUGCUGAAUAUUUUUUUAAGCAGUGGAUGUGUUUGUUCCUAUACAUUGAUUUGUCAGUUUAUUAAAUACGAAAUUGUAAAAAUGGCAGAUCCCCUUUGCAGAUGGGGAAAAAUGGUAAUACUUUCCAGAGCUUACUCUACAAAAAAAGCACAUUUGUAAUAGAGCAAUUCUAUUACUAUUCCAUUUUGUCUGCCCCUUUUAAAGUAUACUUUCUUGCUAGAUGAGUUUGUCUUUCACUUUUUUAUUAUAUGUGAAACCGGCCAUUUAUUAGUAAUACGAUUAGCGGUGAGCAGGAACAUCUUGAGGAAAGGAGUCCUGUUCUGGAAAGCAUAAAAAAUUCUUCCCUGCCUGGCAGCCAUCAUUUACCUCGUAAGUGUAAAUUACAUUUGUAUUCUAAGAACCCAUAGCCACAGAAUGAGAGUAAUUGUGAGUCCUGCAUAUGCACUUGCUUACCCAAACAGUUCUUUUUAUAUUUGAAAUGAGAAAUGGACAGAAGAAUAGCAAACAGAUCAAACUACCAAAUUCAAUUAUGUCUUUGUAGCAAUGUACACCAGAGUACAUCAGCCAAACCAAAGCAAAGAUAAAAACGAUUGUUGAAAAAAUAA
This is a messenger RNA of Ahaetulla prasina, 3061 nucleotides long. RefSeq names its product cornichon family AMPA receptor auxiliary protein 1 (gene CNIH1). The transcript is spliced from 5 exons. Lineage: Eukaryota; Metazoa; Chordata; Lepidosauria; Squamata; Colubridae. Bases 129 to 563 code for a protein of 144 amino acids. The record is from RefSeq and is a predicted model, not a curated record. Gene Ontology annotation, biological process: vesicle-mediated transport.